Molecule: messenger RNA, 4683 nt
Organism: Pararge aegeria (speckled wood butterfly)
Lineage: Eukaryota; Metazoa; Arthropoda; Insecta; Lepidoptera; Nymphalidae
Gene: cv-c
Product: rho GTPase-activating protein 7
Exons: 20
Coding region: 568-3687 (1039 amino acids)
Biological process (GO): actin cytoskeleton organization; regulation of Rho protein signal transduction; signal transduction
Molecular function (GO): lipid binding; GTPase activator activity
Source: RefSeq, a predicted model, not a curated record
AAGUGCACGCGCGUUUGUUUCUUUCAACCGUGGAAUUCCAUUUGUAAAUAAAAAACUUUUAACUUUUUUGUACCGCGAAGUUAGUGAUAUCGAUUUUUAGUCUAUAAAUUUGUAUAAGCGCGUUAUUUUCUGCGUCUAAGUUGUCGUGCCCCCUUGUUCGAAUAUUCGAAUGUCGUUCGAAUUCUUUUUAGUGAUGUGCAUUAUUGAUUUUGGAGUGAACUAGUUCACACUGAAACGACGUGUGACAACGUGAUAUACCGUUAUAACGUUAUUCAAACUUGACGUUAAUUUGUAUGCACAAAAUUGGAAAAUGAACAGGUGUUCCGCUUGUGCGUUGAAAUUUAUAAGCUUUGAUUACUAACUAGUAUAGUGUAGGUAUUUUAACCGGUUGUUGUGUAACUUUUUAGAGAAAAUUUGUUCGUUAAAAACGUGUUAAUUCUUCGAACUAACUUGUUAGUGAUCGAGUUUUUUUUUUUGUUGUGAUGAAAGUGUGAUGAAUCAGUGUUUAUGGAGAUGCGCUUGCGCGUGCCGAUUCGUUGUUUAGUGUGUAGUGUAAAGUGCUAGGCAAUGAGUGUUCCUAAUCUGAGCCCGGACCAAAUUACAGAAAUCGAAGCAGCAGAGGCCUGCAAAUGGCUCCGGGCAGCUGGCUUCCCUCAAUAUGCGCAGAUGUACGAAGACUUGCAGUUCCCAAUCGACGUGUCUGGGGUCCAAAACGACCAUCCGUUCCUCGACGCAGACUCGCUGCAGUCGCUCUUCAGACGCCUCACAGCACUGAACCGUUGCGCGAACAUGAAGUUGGAGCACCACCAUCAUCAAAAGAGAUCCAACGACUCCGACGACGAGCAAUGCGCUUUAAGUGACAAAUGGCAGUACGAGAGGAAAUCAAGAAGAUGGUCGCGAGUCGUCGAGAUAACUCCACAGGCUCAAAGAAGACUACAAGUGAUAGCAGCUCGUGCAUUAGCGGAGAGGGAAGCUCGUGAGGCGCGGGGGGAGGUGGAAGAUGAUGAAGACGAGACCCUCCCCACCAUAAGAGUGGGGCUGGUGGAUGCUGAUGGCCACUAUACGGAUGUUGAGCCUGAUAUAUUAACAGUACCAGGUCAACAAACUCACAUUCAGUUACCAAGUGAUAAAGAAGAUGAAGAGGAAACGGGUACAAGGUUUCGAAGGACUGGCUCUGAAAGACUACGUGACGGAGCGAAAGCUUUAUUGCGAAGAGUUGAAUCUCUUAAAACGAGAAGAAGGAAACGGCAGAACAGAACAGAAGUCAUAGUAUCGUCACCACACUUUCUAGAUGUUCAACAGGAUAAAUAUCCUGACUUGAACUAUAUUGAUAUGACUCCAACUUCACCUACAGCCUUUCCUUUUCCAGAUUUUCAUAGCUCUCCUCUUCAUACUCCAGCUAUCCGAACCCAACCUCCUUCUCCUAUGACAAUCAUGCCACCUUCACCUAUAGCACCUUUAGAACAAGCAUUUCCAAUACUACACCCGCCUUUUGGAGAUGAUAGUUCUAGUUAUGCUUCUGACAACAGUAUGGGAUCAAGCAAUAAAAGUUCUAAGUCAAAAUUGGGUAGAGCAAAAAGGAUUUUUCAUCGAGGUCUGAAAAGUGACGAUUCAAGUGCACUUAGCGAUUCUGAGUGCCAGCCAGCUAGUUGGAGACAUAAUUAUUAUAAAGAACAUAAUACACAUCAUAAUACUGAGGUGUAUGUUGAACCACCAGCAUCACAGUUAGAACUCAAACCAGAUCCUGAAGUUCUGCGUGAAGUGCAAAAGUCUCCGGCUCAUACCCCCCACAGACGGCAAGCUAUAAGAACCAGCUCUUUGAAUCUAGGAAAGGAGGGACAGAAAUUUCGGGACAGAAGCCUUAAAAGAGAUAAAUCGGCAUCACGAAGCUCAGAACUCGAUAGUAGUCCAAACUCCGCUGGGUCUAGAUCACAUGAUGGAGAUCAUGAUGAUGACGAUGACAGCCUUGAUAUCAAGACUAAGAAAAACAACAUUCAAAGAUGGUACUCUUUUAGAACAAAUGCUCUAAAUGGUGGUCCAAAAGCAAACAACACGUUACAGCCUGCACCAAAUCAGAAGAAUCCGGACACCUACCUUUCCCGUCCGAUGUCCUCAUUAUCAUGUGGUCAACUUCAUAUCCUGCGAAAAUUGGCGCUUCUAAGACUUACAGCAUGUAUGGAACGUUAUUGUCCUUCACAUAAAUCAGGAUGGAAUUGGGAACUACCAAAACUUAUAAGGAAGAUAAAAACUCCAGAUUAUAAAGAUAAAACUGUUUUUGGCGUUCCCUUAACUGUAUCACUACAAAGGACUGGUCAUUCCUUACCAAAACCUAUACAGUAUGCUCUGAAUUGGCUAAAAAAUAAUGCAUUAGAUCAGAUGGGUAUAUUUAGAAAAGCAGGUGUGAAAUCAAGGAUUGCAAAACUCCGGACGAUGGUCGAAUCUGCCGGUGCUACAAAUGCGGCUUUUGCUAUAGAAAACAUGAACACCAUAGAUCCAAAUCAGUCUAGUCUAAGCUUCGAUGGUUCGCAAGCGCACGACGUUGCGGACAUGGUGAAACAGUAUUUUAGAGAGCUGCCAGAUUCAUUGCUGACGAAUAAAUUGACUGAAACAUUCAUUGCGAUUUUUCAACAUGUACCUGAACCACUGAGGCCAGAUGCGGUGCAAUGUGCUCUGCUUCUAUUACCAGAAGAACAUUUAGAAGCACUGCAAUCUCUUCUUAUAUUUCUGGCUGAGGUCGGUGAACAUUCGGCUGUAAAUCAGAUGACUGCCUCAAAUUUAGCAGUUUGCUUUGCACCAACACUUUUAAGGCUUCACCACGCGCCUCCUCACACUGGCAGUACUAAAGAAGGCAACUCAAAUAGAACAAUAAUAGAAAGCAUAGCAGACCAGCGCCAAAUCAGUGAAUCGCGAGCAGCACACGCGUGUUUACUGCUGCUCAUACAACAGCAUCGACAACUGUUUCUAGCGCCUGCUGAUAUGCUGGCAAGAUGCAAAUUCAACUACUUUGAGGAGAGCGUGCCGGUAUCCCUUGAAGAGUUGGGUGCGGAUUUCAACCAAGACUGGAAAGGCUUCCAGCAAGCCUGUAUCAAAGCAUUGCUAAAAGAAGCCAAAGAAAAAACACGAGGUUGGAUGUCAGUGUCAGGAGCUGCUCCUCACGUGGAACUGUGCUGCAAGAAAGUAGGGGAUGGCCAUCCGUUGAGACUCUGGCGUGCCACAACUGAUGUUGAAGCGCCGCCGCAGGAGGUUAUGCAAAGGAUACUCCGCGAGCGGCAUAUAUGGGACGAUUCCCUGGUGAAGUGGCGUGUGGCCGAGAAGUUGGGGCCCAAUGCUGAAGUGUUCCAGUACAUCACGGCUUCUAGCUUCAAUUUGGCACCGAGGGAUUAUUGCAUUUUACGGUCGUGGCAGCAAGGCGGUGGUGGAGGGGGUUGGUGUGCAGUUGCAGAAACGUCAGUAGCUCACGGAGCUCCACCAACUGAGGGUGGCCGAGGAGUAGUUCUCGCGUCUCGAUACCUAGCUCAACCAGCUGGGAAAGGUCGCAGUCGACUCGUGCAUUUAGCUAGAGUUGAUACUAUGGGUCGAACUCCCGAAUGGUACAACAAAUGCUACGGCCACAUCUGUGCUUUGUACUUAGCAAGAAUCCGUGCCUCCUUCAAACACAAUACAGAAGGACCCGAGUCGAAUGUAUGAUCCAAACAUUCCGCUUAGGCCCACUCCAUAUUGGACUGGACUUAAGCCUGAAAGGACUUUGUGAAUACCUAAAUAAUGCCUUACUUAAGGCGUUUUAUUCAAUUGUGGAUAUUGUCUGUCUGUGUUAUUGUAACUGAAUGUCCAAUUGUGAUUUAUUGAUGCGCAUUUAUUAGCACGCGCCGUUCAGCACGAACUUUUAGCGUGAUUUGAAUCUCCUGUACAAAACUGAAAUGAGAUCAUUUCCUAGCUACUUGGUGCAUACUGAUAAUGACAUUGAAAUUUAUAAGUUGCAUUACGGCUGUUGUGAAGUGAAAGCGAAGUCGAAUUUUGUGUUGCUUUUAGGUACUGCGCGUGCUUUGAUGUGCGUUCAGGGCCCUGAUUUCAUGUCAAAUAAAUCGUAAUUAUUCGUGAAUAAUUUUGUCACGCUAUUUACGCGCGAUUUUACUGACAAGGGCUCUGAUUAAAAACUCUGAUAUUAACGUGAUGCAAUAUGUAAAUGUUAAGCAUAAUCUUUUUGAUCAAAUAAUAAAUAUUUAUUAGUAUAUAGAAGUUUUACCUACCUCCGACAUUCGUGUUAUAUUCUAAACCUUAUAAGAAUUGUAUUACAUGGGUAAACUACCAAUACCAACAGCUCAACUAGGCAGGUAUUUAUAACAAAUACAGGUCUGUUAAUAAGUUUGUAAGGAAUGGUUUAUUACAUUAUUAUGUGAGAAAAAAAUUACUUGCAUUUUACUUUGUAAGCUAUUGCUUACCACAGACUAAAUAAACCUACUGGAAAGAAUGUGUAUUUCCAGAAAUUGAAAUAGUCUAUGGUCCUUAAACAUGUAAUACAACUCUUUUGCCCACAAGGGACCUACCAAAAAGCCUGACUGCAUUAUGCAUAUUAUAUUUUAGUUCUUUUUAGGUUAGAUAAAAUAUAUUUUCUACAAAAUUCGUGAUUACAAAUUCCCCCCAUGGUGCAUUAUUAUGUAAAUAUAUAUAAUAUUAUUAAAAUUU